Messenger RNA from Larimichthys crocea (large yellow croaker), 3647 nucleotides. RefSeq names its product toll-like receptor 9 (gene tlr9). The transcript is spliced from 3 exons. Lineage: Eukaryota; Metazoa; Chordata; Actinopteri; Sciaenidae. Gene Ontology annotation, biological process: toll-like receptor signaling pathway; positive regulation of interleukin-6 production; defense response to virus. Bases 125 to 3295 code for a protein of 1056 amino acids. Gene Ontology annotation, molecular function: pattern recognition receptor activity; protein binding. Gene Ontology annotation, cellular component: plasma membrane. The record is from RefSeq and is a predicted model, not a curated record.
AUGGAUCCUGUUGCUUGCUUGUCACGGCACAGACUCUGCAGAUGCCCGCUAAACUGUCCUCUACCCACCUGGACUAAAGAAAGCUUCAUCUGGCAUCAUCUCCCACUGUGAAUUUUAAGAUACAAUGCCAUCUACUAUGGCUAUGUUGAAAAAUAUCUUCAUCCUUUGUCAAUUUCUUCCGUUAGUGAGGAACAUGAAUACUAUCUUCUUCCCUUGUGACACUGAUGUAAAUGCCACCACAGUAGACUGCUCUAGCAGACCACUCAAGCAUGUCCCCUUCAUCAAGUCUACUACUGUAGUGUCACUCGAUUUAAGUCAGACUAAGAUACAGCAAGUGUGGCAGCAUGCUUUAUCGGGUCUCCCAAACCUUCAAACUUUGAAAAUAAUGGGAAACUGUCAGCCAGGUCGCCUGAGAGCUUUGGAAGACCGCUCAUGCAAGAUGGAGAUCGACUACUAUGCCUUCAAGGAACUACUGAAUCUUCAAUCUUUAUAUCUGUCAGGAAAUAGUCUCACCACAAAAGACCUACCCUGGUUGCCUGAAAGUCUGAGGCUUCUCGACCUCCAGAAUAAUCACAUCUUCCAUAUUAUCCACCCUUUAAAAACUCCAUAUCUCGAAGAGCUCUAUCUCAGCAAGAAUUGCUUUUAUGCAAAUCCUUGCAAUCAGUCCUUUUACAUCAGUGAGAGAGUUUUCAAAGGGCUCCCAAAACUCACAAUUCUUACCUUAGGGUAUGAUAAUUUGACAGCUGUCCCUAGAGGGUUGCCACCGUCACUGAAGAGUCUGGAUUUAAGAGAGAAUACAAUCACAGAAGUUUUAGAAGGAGCAUUUGCCAACCUGACUGUCCUCAACAGAUUGAUUUUGGAGUGGAAUUGCCAGCGUUGUGACCAUGCAGCCAGGCCCUGCUUCCCAUGCCCACACAAUCUCCCUCUACAUCUACUUCCAAACUCAUUAUAUGCUGAGAAUAGCUCCAUCACCUUCCUAAGCUUAAGAGGAAACUCACUGAAAACAUUUCCAAAGGGUCUUUUCCAACCGUUGAAAAAUUUACAGAGAUUGGACCUCUCUGACAACCUUCUGGCAUAUGCGAUACAGAAUGGCACCUUCUUUGCAGAGCUGAGAGGCCUCACUUGGAUUAGCCUGAUCUAUAACUAUGAACCACUGAAGACCUUUCCUGAACUGAUCCUCUCCCCAGAUAUUGGCACUAUAUCUGGUCUAGAAUAUCUUCUCCUGAGUGGUAACUUUUUCCACACGCUUUCAAACCAGAGCCUUAACGUUCUGUCAAAACUUCAAAAUCUAAAGAAACUAGAACUGAGAAUGAACUUUAUCAAUACUUUUGACUUGAAAGCUCUGAAACAGAUACCAUCUCUCAUUGAUAUUAACCUUUCCCAAAACAUACUUAAUUUCCUGCCAUGCUGCUCGAGUCAGGAAAGCUGCCAGAACCAGAACUUGUAUACACAUAAUUAUCCUGACCAACUGCUUAUGCUAGAUGAUCGAGACAUCACAUCUGGAAGCCACAUCUCAGAAUCCAACCAGCUAAACAGGGUGGAAAUGCUGAAGGACAGUGUGUCACCGCCUUCAUCACUAUGGGACAAAUUCUGCCGUCAUAACCUGACAUUUGACCUGUCUCAAAAUGACAUUAUGUUUCUUAAAAAAGAGAUUUUUGUAGGGAUGGAAAAUGCUGUUUGUUUAGACCUUUCUUUCAAUUACAUGAGCCAGGCAUUGAAGGGUGGGGUGUUUGACAACCUGAGAAAUUUAGUUUUUCUUAAUUUGUCAUACAAUAGACUGGAUUUUUAUUAUAGAGAUGCCUUCAGUGAGCUCAAUACCACUCUGAAGGUAUUAGACGUUAGCAACAAUGAGUUCCACUUCAAGAUGAGGGGCAUGGGCCAUCGUUUAGAGUUCAUUAAAAAUCUGAGUAACCUGGAAGUCCUAAGUCUGGCAAACAAUGGCAUUGGGAUGCGAAUAGAUCAAAGACUGAUAAGCAGAUCAUUGAAAUACUUAUACUUUUAUGGAAAUAACCUGGACAUUAUGUGGGGAUCUGACAACAACAAGUACACUCAUUUCUUCCAGAACUUGUCAAACCUCAUCUAUCUGGACAUCUCUCACAAUGAUCUGACGUCAAUCUCACCGGAAGUGCUGUGUAAUCUCCCAGAAAGCAUUCAGAACCUUAGUAUUAGCAACAAUCAGCUGAACUAUUUCCCAUGGCAAAACAUCUCAGCUCUCAUUAAUUUACAACACCUGAACCUCAGUCAAAACCACUUCUCUUAUUUGCCUCCAAAAGUCAUAGAAUUUGGUGAAUAUUUUUAUCUCUUGGACCUCAGUCAUAAUCGCAUUAGUUUUAUUCCUGAGGAUUUCCUCAGUCAGGCGGACGUAUUGCAAUAUUUGUAUCUCAGCCACAAUCAGAUCAAAGAAUUGCACCAUCAGUUUCUCCCUGCCCCUUUUAAAAAUGGUAGUGCCCUCGUAAAACUCACUCUGCAUGCCAACCCCUUUAAAUGUGAUUGUGAUACAUCUUGGUUUGCAGACCUUUUGCGUACUACUUCAGUAGAGAUUCCCUACCUCACCACACAAAUUCACUGUGAAUACCCAGAGUCCCAGCAGGGCCAGAGUAUACUAUCUAUGGACCAGCGUUCCUGCCAGGAUAUAUAUGGAAGUUUAGCCUCCGUCAUUUGUUUCUUUUUGGUUGUGACAUUCACUGUUCUGCCACUACUGAAGCAUCUCUAUGGCUGGGAUCUAUGGUAUUGCUUACAGGUACUUUGGGCAGGACAUAAAGGCUACUCCCAGCUGGCAGGUGGCAAUUCACAUCAGCACUACGAUGCUUUUGUGGUGUUUGACACAAGCAACCAUGCUGUGAGGGACUGGGUCUACAAUGAAUUAACUGUCAAUCUGGAGAACGGAGGUCACAGGAGGUUUUGUCUCUGUUUGGAGGAGAGAGACUGGAUUCCUGGGCUUUCAUGUAUUGAAAAUCUACACAAUGCUGUGAACAGCAGUGUGAAAACAGUAUUUGUGCUGUCCAGUGGUGCUACUGGUAGUGAGACAGUGAAUGGUGUGAUCCGCCAGGCUUUCUUCAUGGUUCAGCAGCGGCUUCUGGAUGAGAAGGUGGAUGCAGCUGUGCUGAUUCUGUUGGAUGAGAUGUUUCCCAAACUGAAAUACCUUCAGCUGAGAAAAAGAUUGUGCAGAAAGUCUGUGUUGUCCUGGCCGAAAAACCCAAGGGCUCAACCCCUUUUCUGGAACAGAGUGAGAAUGGCAUUGUCGUUAGAUAACCUCAACUUUUAUGACACCAACAUGAGUGAAAGUUUUAUAUGACUACCUUUUUAAUGGCUGAUUGAGAGGACUUUGGUGUUAAGCCCUUGUCAUUAAGCAUAAAUAAUUCUACUUAUUUUUUUACAUAUUCCACUAUCUUCCAUGUAAAUAUUUAACUUUUUGGGAUUGUGUUCUGUUUUAUUUGACAGAUUUUAAUGUUGAUGCCUCACAUUUCCUCUCCUUUAUUUUGUUUUGUUUUCUCUUUUUAGUGAAUUAAUACUUGUAUUAAGAGAGCUUGGCUGGGUGGGAAUGUGCUGCUAUUGUGGGCUGCAAAGUUAUUUGAGACACUGUACAAUAUAAAUAGACACUGAGACUGAUAUUGGAUUAUACAAAUAAACUUCACUUGAUGUCUUUA